AUGGCAGGACAUUCCCAUAGAUCGUCGGUCAAAAACGGCCACAAGCCGUUCAAAUCUAAGCAUGCUUCGAAAGGUGCGCUAAAAAACAUGUACAAAGGCAAAGUAGAAAAAACAGGGCCCGCAUCGCAGCAGCAGCAGCGGCUCAGCAAGGGAGUCUCGAAACUGCAGCGCAAAAAUACCGCCAGACAAGCACGGGAUCAGAAAAUGAUGGACGCACUCGAAGUGCGUCGGCUGUUUGAGGGCUCCAAUGGUGCUGAGAAGGUCAUCGCAGUGGUGCCCUUGACUCCGGACGUGGACGUUGCGGAUCUAGUAGCGCGUCUUGUGUCGCCGUCGCUGGAAGACCCCGAGGCCGUUUUUCAAGUACCACCCACACCCUGCGUGUUCAACGUUCCCAUCAAGAAAUUCAGAGCCAACCUUAAAUUUGUCAUUCCAGACAUGAACAGCUUUUUCAGCAUCCUCGAUGCUACCAAAGUUGCCGACUUCACUGUCUUUGGCCUUAGCGGUGCCGCUGAGGUUGAUACUGAGUUUGGAGAGCAGGUCAUCCGUGCAGUUGAGCUACAGGGAAUUUCCUCCUACAUGGGCUGUGUCCCAAACCUAUCACAGUCGCAACCAAAAGAGAAGUUUCAGCUUGACCUUAAACAGUCGCUCGAGAGUUUCUUCAAGCACUUUUUCCCCAGCGAAGAUCGCCUUUUCAACUUGGAAAAACCUUCCGAAGCCCUCAAUGCUCUUCGUACUUUGUGUCAAAGAUACCCCAGACAGGUUAGCUGGAGAGACAACAGAGGCUACAUGAUUGCGGACAGCGUAGAUUUUUCAGAAUCCACGGACGAUAGCGAUCCAGAAAGCGGCAUCUUAAUUGUAGACGGAACAGUCCGAGGCAUUGGUUUUGAUGCCAAUCGUUUGAUUCAUAUUCCAGGUUUAGGUGAUUUCCAAAUAUCCCAGAUUGAGAAGGUCGCCGAUUCCAACCGAAGAGCUAGUCGUCAAAAGAAAGUUGAAUCUGACCCAUUAGACAUCGAUCUAAACACCAAUUUCACACCGACUGCAGAACAAGACACUUUAGAGGAAUAUGCACCACAGGAUAUGGACACCGCGUUUGAGUCUGAUGAUGAGGAUUUCCAAUACGACGACCUAACCGCAGCUCGUUACGACGACCAUGGCUUUUUGCCAAGCAGAGAGCAGCCAAUAAAAAAGACAAAGGUCCCUAGGGGCACUUCUGAUUACCAGGCAAGAUGGUACUUGGAUGAUGUGAUUCAAGCUGCAGAUGAGGAAGAGUUGAUAGAUGCAAAUGAUGCUGACAUGGUAAUUGAUGAGAGCGACAAUAUUGAACAAAUAGAUGAACAGGCCCCCCAGGAAGUCGAAGAAACUGUCGACGACGAGAUGUUUGUCGAUUUGUCUCCCGAAGAAGAAGAAUUCCAAUUCAGUCAAUAUCGAGCUCUUGAAAAAGAAGAUAGAGAAUUCCCUGACGAAAUCGAACUAGAUCCUUCCCAGUCUGCUGUUGAAAGACUCAAAAGAUACAGAGGCUUGAAGAACCUACAUAACUGUGUCUGGGAUGUAAAUGAAUACGAUCCUAACGCUACCCCAGAAUGGAAACGCUUACUCAGAAUUGGUAAUUAUACGUGUACCAGAAAUAAGGUUACGAAAGACGCUAUAAAAGGCGCUGAGGUUAUUGCUGGUGAUCGUAUCAGAUUGCAUAUCAAAAUGGCCAAGGGUCUUUUAACAAAACUCAAAGAUCCUCGCCAACAAGUGUUUGCCGUUUACGGGCUGUUGAAGCACGAACACAAGAAUGCACUUGUGAACUUUACUAUUCAAAGAUGGGAGGGCUUCGAAGAUCCCGUCCCAUCGAAGGAGAACUUGUUUGUUCAAUAUGGCGUGAGGAGGUAUCAGAUUCAACCUUUGUUUUCAUCCACGUCAAAUACACCUAACAACGUACACAAGUUUGAGAGAUUUCUACAUCAGGAUUCGGCCUCGAUUGCUACCUGUAUUGCGCCAGUCGACUUCACCCAAUCCCCAGCUUUAUUCUUCAAGGAUUGUCCGGAAGACGUUAAAGGAAUCACAUUUGUGGGCCAUGGCUCUUUCCUCAACGCAGACCACAACCGUAUCAUCAGCAAAAGAACCGUUCUUACUGGUGAUCCUUUUAGAUUCCACAAGAACGUCCUUACAGUGCGUUACAUGUUCUUCCGUCCAGAGGAUGUCGAAUGGUUCAAGUCUAUCCCACUUUUCACAAAGAGCGGUAGAUCUGGGUUUAUCAAGGAAAGUUUGGGCACUCACGGAUAUUUUAAAGCCACUUUUGACGGAAAAUUGUCCGCACAAGACGUUGUGGCAAUGUCGUUGUUUAAGAGGGUAUGGCCUCGCACUUCACAGCCUUUGGACUUUUAG
Lachancea nothofagi CBS 11611 is the source of this 2373-nucleotide messenger RNA. The record is from the annotation of a GenBank genome assembly. NCBI's taxonomy places the organism in Eukaryota, Fungi, Ascomycota, Saccharomycetes, Saccharomycetales, Saccharomycetaceae.